Messenger RNA from Ostreococcus tauri, 1074 nucleotides. RefSeq names its product Glycoside hydrolase-type carbohydrate-binding,subgroup. The record is from RefSeq and is a predicted model, not a curated record. NCBI's taxonomy places the organism in Eukaryota, Viridiplantae, Chlorophyta, Mamiellophyceae, Mamiellales, Bathycoccaceae. The transcript has a single exon. The annotation marks the transcript as partial.
AUGCGCCUGCGUGCACUGAUAUGGUUCGGUAUGUUAUUAAUUGUGUCAACGUCAUCAAGACAAUCUAAGACCGGAGUGGGUAUCCAAUUCAUCGGUGUGCUUACGGGACCCCCAAACAGCCAGUGUACCGGGCUCGUCUCAGCGCGUCUGAUGAACGUCAAAGUGAAGUAUAUGACGGUCCACUCAGAACCUGACUUCCAACACCUCUUCGAGUCCAUGGCGCGGUCUCUGGACGAUUCCACAUACGCGUUGGCUCGAUCUAACGAUGUUGUAUUUGUUUUUGACGCACGAAAUAUCCUCUUCACAAGUAGCGCCCUCGAGUCAAAACUUUUGCAGAAUUUCCAGCGUUAUGCAGAUGAAGAUCUGAUAUACAUACCGCGGUUCGCUCACGUUACGAACGAUUCCGUCUAUGUUGGCAACAUGAUUGCCCUGUGUGAAGGCGUUACUGCAACUGGCAUCAGCAUGAUCGGUACGCGACGAACUUUGAGGCAGUACUUUCAUCAUAAGAGAGGCCAGUACCUUUCAACAGUUGAGUGCCCAAUUGUUCCAGAUCUGGAUGAACACUUCUUCGGAUCAUUUCAUCGACAGGAAUUGAAACGAUCCUCUUCGCCCGCGACAUAUUUUCAUGCUUCUGAUGCGGAAACGGCGUGUGUAGAUUUCGUGAUGUCGAGGUAUCCUACGAUACUGCCGAUCUUAGCGGACGUGUUGCAGAGAAGCGUGCCUCAGCUAGAACACACAAAAUUUCUUCAUAAAAUCAGGAACAUGGACGACUUAUACGAACCGACCAACGUAUCACGUCCGCUAGCUAUAUAUUGGAUCAAUUUGCAAAGUUCAGCGGAUCGUCAUCACUUGAUCAAAUCGCACUUGGAUGCACUUGCGGCGAAAUUUGAAAUACGAUCUGAACGGAUCGUCGCAGUCACAGAGCAGGAAGCUGUGCAGAAUUCAGACGUUUUCUCAGGGUGGUUCCGAUUCACUAAACAUGUUUCGUACGAACACCACACGCAGAAUAUUACUCUUCAAGAACUCGCAUGUCUUCAGUCGCAUCUUCGUGCUUUAGAACGUGCUUUCGUGACG